Molecule: messenger RNA, 2118 nt
Organism: Anopheles maculipalpis
Lineage: Eukaryota; Metazoa; Arthropoda; Insecta; Diptera; Culicidae
Exons: 4
Coding region: 4-2118 (704 amino acids)
Source: RefSeq, a predicted model, not a curated record
GCGAUGGAAAAACAAUAUCAUGAGGUAGCAGCACGUGCAGUAUUAGCAUACCUUUAUGAUCAUGAUAUGUACAGCUUGGCGGAACAGUUUUGUAUGGCCAACCCAUACCUGAGAGCGGACCAGGGUGCGCUAGAGCGAGGUGUCAUGCCGGUAAGCUCCCUACACAAGCCGCUCCGGGACGUGCUUAAGGAGUUCAUUGUGAUGCAAUCCCAACUAUUGCAGCUGGUGAAUCUGUGCAGCAGUGUGAUCGAAUUUCCAAUCGCUAGCUCCGUCCUGGUACUGGCAGACCAUCUGAUCCAAGUGCUGAAAACGUCCGGCACCGCUGAAGUGCUGAAAACGGUCGUUUCCACAAUUCCGGUCUGCACCGACUGGAGUGUGGAACAUUCACCCACGGCAACAACGUCGGACCACUCACACACAGUGGGAGAUAACUCGACCGGCUCACUGCAAACCCUUCAGGAGCAAUCGUACAGCGCCGGUAACACGCUGCUCGAACAGGACAUUAUUAUUUCGGCAUCAGAUAUGCAUCUGAUCGAAACACUAACGGCUUGUGUGGAGUCGGACAGUAGUUUGCCGAUCCUGGUGGACAAUGCGGUAUUUAGUGGACCGUCGUCUGCGGUGAAAUCGUACGGACUAAACGGGGUCCUUACCGUGGAGAAUGUUUCGUAUUCAGACGUCAAGCAAUCAACCGUUCAGCAAGCCACAACAGCCUCGGUCAACACAUCACCACGAAACAAUCAACUUAACAAACAACCGCUGGGCACAGGACAGCAACAGGUUCGUGAACCGAUUACCUCAAACAAACCAGCGCCAAACGCUGGGGACAAUGUGCCUAAAGAAAGCACGGUUAAGUUACCAUCCACGGCCGCGGUCAUUACGAUAGAUAAGCUCACGAACGGUACGACACGUUCGAAUGAGACCCCACUGGACAAUCCGAUCGUACCCGGGACGGUCAGCUCACGGUCGACUUCGAGCCGAAAGCGGUCUCACAUCCGCAUACUGGAUUUUGGCACGCCACCCUUCAAGCGCGGCAGUCCAUCGACCGUUGGGCGUCCCUCGCCUGUGAUACCAUCGCCCGCCCUAGUUAACGUCCCGAAACGUGCCAUUCCGCUGGAAAAGCAACAUCUUGCCUCGUCCAUCAAUCAAGGGAACACACAUCAACCAGUACAACCUGCACCUCCACCCCCACCAGCAGUCCAAAACGAUGAACCAAAACCAAAGAAAGUUAUCAACAAGCGAAGAAUUGUGCGGUGUGGAGUGCGACGGCAAGGCAAACGCAUCAUUGGCACGAAACUCUACACCAAAAGGCUGGUUCCACGAAUGAUGCCCAAGAGCGUACCACCUCCAUCGACCAUCCCGCCGCAACCAACUUCCGAUACCAAUCAACCGAUCAAUCUAUCCAAACGGGCUGACCCACCGUCAACCCACAAACACCACCCAUCCAGCGCCAUCCUUUCGACGGCCAAAAAGCAUCCCCUCGCAUUGCAAGCACCGUCCGCUUCCCCUCCCCGCUCCAACGUGCUCGGUUCGCCCGCCUGUCCCAUCGAUCCGCUCGCCCUUUGCCCCAUGACACCUCGCUUCCUUACCCGUCCGCUUCAGCCACUCUGUAUGCUUUCCCCGCUGCUCGGUACGCUCGAUCUUAGCUGCGUCAGCCAGGCGAAAUCACACAGCCACUCGAAGCCUACCACCGACAUCAGCACACCGGGCUAUCCGAUUACGCCCGGCAAUACCAUCACACCGUCACCACCACCAACGGACACGUUUUCGUACUAUGACAGUGAGGCGACGAACGGUCCACGCACAACCGACCCACCGAACAAUAGCGCCUCGAUGGACGAUGAGGCGUACGAUAGCGAAUCGGACCAGCAUCAUCGGUGUGGCACGCAUGGGUCACCCGGUGUGCCGAAGCCACUGCUUACGCUGACAGCCAACAGUGAAGAGAUUGUGAUCCGAUACGACGAAGACGAUUGCAGCCCGCUGCGGGUACGGGAUGCGAAGGAGGAGGGGCGGGAACAGGCGGCCCAUCUAGCGGCCCGCAUCGAAAUUGACGAUGGCAAUGGGAAGGUGUUUCACAUCGCGGUUUCACCUCUGAUGGAACUGUACGAACAUUUUCCAUAG